AUGGUCGAAGCGUGCACCCACGAGGACUCGAAUCUCGGGAAGGUGUGCGACGAGAAGGGCUACCACUACGAGCGGCUCGGCCUCUUCAACGAGAACGACCUCAGCAAGCCGCAGGGCUACCACAAGGCGAAGUUCCUGCUAGACGAGAAGCGCCCGGAGCUCUUCGUCAGUACACCACCCUGCGGUCCAUGGUCGAUAAUGCAGAACGUCAACCAGCGCAACGAUCAACAGAAGGAGAACCUUCGCAGGAAGCGGCUCAAGAGCCAGCGGAUCUUCGAGAACAACAAGAGGCUCAUCGAGCACCAGGUGCUCAACCUGAACGGCUCGGCCCUCGCCGAGCAGCCCCACAACAGUCGGUCGUGGCAGAAGACCUGCUGGAAGGAUCUCCACAAGAUCCUACCGUACGAGGUGAUCGUGGAUGGCUGCGCCUGCGGACUACGAGCCCCUGACACGGGCGAGCUCAUGAAGAAGCGCUGGAAGUUCCUGACGAAUGACAGGAUCUGGGUAGCCCUACAACCUCUACAGUGCCGUGGAGGACACUACCACGAGGAGAUAGAGAGUAGCUUGAGGACCGAGGCCUCGGGCUCCUACCCCAAGAUGCUGUGCCGCCGGAUCCUCAGGGCUCUGACCAAGAGCCAGAACCAGAACUACUUCGAGGACGAGGUUGUGAACUGCCUCUGCAUGGCAGCUACCCAGCAGCCACCGACAGAGCCUACGCCAGAGGAGGACGAGCCGACUCUUCCACCACGAGACGGCAAGGAAGCGCACAACCUCACCAACGAGACGGUCAAGAAGCUCGAGAGCUACAUCAGAUUGGUGCUUUUUGACGCUUUCUCGUGGAUCCGUCGCAGCACGAACACGAACGUGAUGGCGCUGGCGAUACUCGACGCCGGCUCGGACAUCCUCUACGUGCGGCUGAUCGACGAGAAGCCGAUCCCGGGUACGACUCGACAAGGAGUCUACUGUCUCCCAUGCGUGGCCGACGCCCACUGGCAGAUCGGCAAGAUCGAGCGCGCCAUUGAAGCCUUCAAGGAGGCCCUCGACGCUUUCGACGAGAUGGUCUCAGCCGAAGUACCCACCAGCGAGAUGCUCGGACUCCAGACAGCGGCCAGGAACGACCUGAUCAGGAUCGACGGGUUCAGCCCGCUGCAGCGCUAUGCGGGACGGACGCCGACUGGGACGACAGUCAACCUGUCGGACGAGCCGAACAACCUGCCGCUCAUCAGUGCCGAGCUGCAGGACGGCACCUUCAGCAGGGACGCCCAGGUACGACGGAUGGCGCGGCUGGCUCACAUCCAGACCGAGAACUCUGACCGAGUUAAGCGAGCGGAGGCCGCGCGCUUCAGGUCCUUCAAGAGGUACGAGACGGGCGAUCUGGUUUUCGUCUACAGACGGCUCCCACCAGGGGCCUGGCGCAAGAAGGGACAGCCUCGCUCAAUGCCUGGGCGAGGACGCUGGUACGGACCUGGACGAGUACUUUGUCACGAGCCAGCGAGCUCGGGACACCGACCUGGUCUACCUGGGACGGUGGUCAAUAUCACACUGGCUGGCCGCCUCUACCGAGUUGCUCCCGAACAACUUCGACCUGCCACGCCCUCUGAGGAGGCGAUGGACUCCCUACGCUCGCGCCGCGAGCAGCCGGGGACCUGGACCUUCGGCGAUGUCCAGAAGCAGCUCGACACUAACGAGGUGAUCGACUUGUCGAACGAGUCCCCGCCCACUGGCGAGGAGACCCUCGUAGUCUUGACCCAGGAGGCGGCGGAGGUGGUGGAGCCUUGGCGGCGCCACCAGGACUGGAAGAGCGACCUCUACCUGGACCGCGACCUCCCAGUCCAGGAACCUCUCAUCCAGCCAGCUCAGCCAGAAGUUCCACCAGGCAUUCCACAGGAAGACGGCCACGAAGCUGGACUACCCGAAGAAGCUGAGCAGCCCAUCGAGGAGGAGAUCGUCAUGGAAGCCCCUCCCGGCGACGACCAGGAGGAGCGCGCGUCGCAGCGGCCCAUCGUGGCGGAGACUGACGAUGACCUCGACGAUAUCUCAGCGCCCGACGUGAACGAUAAGCGCCGGAUCCGAGAGCCCGGCACAACCGAGCCCCCGGCUAAGAAGCAGCGGGUCAACGCUGCGACCCAGGAGGCCUUCUCCUACUACCUGCAAGAGGGUAACUUCUACAGCGACUAUGCCUACAGUGUCCAGCAGUACGACGAUAUGAAGGAGAACGACGAACUCAUCGUGCUGGACAUCCCUGUCAGCAACGAGCAUGCGUUCAUGGCCUACAUGGACGACCCCAGCAACUUCGUGGCAUCGCAGGCCCGCAAGGGCCGGGUGGAGGUUUCAUUUAAGAAGGCGACGCCUGAGGAGAAGAAGCUGCUACUCGAGGCCCAGCAGAAGGAGUGCACCUCAGUCCUCAGCACGAAGGCCGUCAGAAUCCUCAGCCGACAGGGGAUCGACCCGGCGCGCCUGCUGCGCUGCCGCUUCGUGCUGACCUGGAAGAAGGACACGCUCAAGACGCUGCAGCUGGAGGUGAUACAGUGCGAGCCGUGCGUCUGGGUCAUUCGAGACGGCACGAAGCUGGUCGGCAUGGUUAUCCUACACGUCGACGACAUGAUGAUCGCCGGCGACCAUCACAACUCGGCCUUCCUCAAGAAACGACAGGAGAUACAACAGGCCUUCGAGUGGACACCUUGGGAGAGCCGAGCGUUUGUGCAGUGCGGCAUCAGUAUUCGACAGAAUGAGGACUACACCUGCAGUCUCGCACAGGACAGCUACAGCCUGAACGUGGAGCCCAUCAAGAUACGACGUGGACGCAAGCCCACGGAAGGAGUUUCAGACAAAGAGAGAUCAGAUCUACGAGGCCGACUUGGUACAGUCGGAUGGCGAGCUCAGCAGUCGGCCCCGUGGCUCAGUGCAGAAGUCUCUCUACUUCAAGCGGAGAUACCUACGGCGACGGUCUCUACCAUCCAGAAGAUCAACAAGCUGAUCCGCACCAUGAAUGACACUGCCGACGUGGUCAUGCUCAUCCCGGCCAUCGAGCAGAUCGCUGUGGUUGGCUGGGGCGAUGCUGCCUGGGCCGCUCGUAUCACUGGCGAGUCCCAGGGUGGCGAGAUGAUCGUGCUGGCACCACUGUCUUUCCUGAGUGGCUCGACAGAGACGGUAGCGCCUAUCUCAUGGAGAUCAUGCAAACUACCGCGAGUGGCCAGAAGCAGUACGAGUGCGGAGGUUCAGAUGAUGACAGAGACCCUCGACGAGAUCAGCUACGUGCGCCUGUUCAUCUACGAGCUGGAGUGCGGCCAAGUGGACUACACCAACAAGCAACACGUGAACGACGCCAUCUCAUCCUGCCCUGGCGUACUGGUCACAGACGGUAAGUCGGGCUACGACGCGAUCGAGAAGAGCGAGUCAGCUGGUCUCGGCCUACGCGAUAAGCGGACGAGCAUCGAGUGUCUAGGCAUUCGACAGCAGAAGGAGCAGACGGCCCUCCAGAUACGCUGGGUCCACAGCGAUGCCAUGCUAGCUGACGGCCUCACCAAGGAUCGAGCCGCCAAGGUCUUGCUGGAGUUCUUCCGGUCAGGUCAGCGCUGGAGACUCGUGGACGACCCCCUGCACCGCAGUGCUAGGAAGCGCAAGACCGAGGGCAUGGACAGGCUGGACCACGGCAAGCCGUUAUCAGCAGAUGACGAUGAAGCUAUGCUGGAGGCCCUGAUCUACUUCGCUCGCGACAAUCCCUACGAGCAGGAGACCCCUGCCGGAGAUAUAGCCCUUUGGGGCACUGUGAAGCCUCUCACGCGCUCUGUGCUUUCUGUGAAUUCAGUUGCCAGAGGCAGGUCUCGAUGCCGUAACAUCGAUCUUUAG
Prorocentrum cordatum is the source of this 3849-nucleotide messenger RNA. NCBI's taxonomy places the organism in Eukaryota, Dinophyceae, Prorocentrales, Prorocentraceae. The record is from the annotation of a GenBank genome assembly.